Messenger RNA from Leguminivora glycinivorella, 1824 nucleotides. Its product is annotated as carboxypeptidase B-like. Lineage: Eukaryota; Metazoa; Arthropoda; Insecta; Lepidoptera; Tortricidae. Gene Ontology annotation, molecular function: zinc ion binding; metallocarboxypeptidase activity. Gene Ontology annotation, biological process: proteolysis. The record is from RefSeq and is a predicted model, not a curated record.
UUUUCUUCCACUGUAGAUGAAUAUUUUAAGCAUAACCAUGCGUCGUGGCAAUUUCCCUUUAGAGCAUAUUAAAUAUUUAUUUUUAAAUUCAAAAUUAUAAAUUCGAUUUCAAAAUGACCAUUUUGAUAGUAAUUAUAUUCAAUAUCCUUGUGCAAGUAAAUGGGAGAAAUAAAUAUAUAAAUUACUCCCUCAUAAAAAUCACGCCAUACGACCACCAUCAGCUCAAAACUUUGAAGAAGCUAACUAAUUUGGAUAACGUGGACAUAUUCAAAUACAGCCAUGGUAUAAACGACACGACUGAUUUGUUGGUCCCCUUGAAGUAUCGAAAAUAUGUUGAAAAAUUCGCCAAGUCGAGAGGAAUGGGUGUUAAACAUGUUGAUCAUUAUGGCAGAAAUUUCGGAUAUCAAGUAGCAAUGUUAAGCAAAAAUGAUAAAUUUAAAAACUUCAAAUAUAAUUCCUACGCAGCUAUAUCACACCACUUAAAACAACUUUUAAAAUCUAGUGACUAUGUGAAACUACAGAAUAUUGGAAAGAGUUAUGAAGGCCGAGUCAUGGUUCUGAUGAAGAUUUCAUCUAACCACGCGGCCGGGAACCCAAUAAUAUUUCUAAAUUCAGGUGUUCACGCACGAGAGUGGGCAGGGCCGGCGUUUGCGAUGUACAUAGCAGAUCAGCUGGUCAAAGCGCUACAGGAGGGACAGAAACCUAAGGAGGUUAAGGGCUUAGACUGGUACAUACUGCCCGUGGCCAACCCUGAUGGGUAUGAGUUCUCGAGAUCCAAACCUAAUAACCGUCUCUGGAGAAAAACAAGAUCGAAAACGUUUAACAAGACCUGUUUCGGUGCAGAUAUGAACCGAAACUUCGGCUACAAGUGGGGUGUCAGCGGCGCUUCCUUCGACCCGUGCGAUUACGAAACAUACGCCGGCGAAAAGGCAUUUUCCGAGAUCGAAACCCGAUUAAUACGUAAAGUAAUGAAGGAAUACGAGAAACGAAUAAAACUGUUUAUAGAUAUACAUUCUUACGAGUAUUUCGUUUAUCCAUGGGGUUAUACGAAAAAACAUAGCCCUAUGUCGAAGAAAUUUCGUAGUCUCGCCAAACUUUAUUCUAAGGCUGUAGUGAAGGCUGGUGGGCAGCCGUUCAAGGUCAUGAGCAGUGGCCAAUGGUACGAGAGUUCCGGAAGCAGCGAUGACUAUGCUUAUGGCGUCCGAAAAAUUCCAUAUGCGUAUACUUUGGAGAUUACCAAAGGGUACGAAUUUACGUAUCCAGAGGAUCUUUUGCACACUGUCCUGCCGAUUUAUUAUGCGGGUUUGAAAGCUAUAGCUCGAAAGAUUAGAAAGGAAUUCGUCCAUAAUGGCUAAACGAUAACUGUCUGAUUGGAAAUCAGAUUCCCUUUGGGAGCGUAGGUUCGAAUCCUACCGACUGCGCCAUGUAAAGUAUUAGGGAACACACAAUGAAACCACCUCAGCUGAUUAGACUGAUUUAUUAUUUUCGCUUGCAUGCCGUUACCGCCUACCCUACAUACAAAUCUACCCACAUAGUAAUAUGUGACAAUAGAUAAUUACAGAGCCCUGCAGGGUCUCAAAACUGACCAAAUAUAAAGAAAGAUACCUAUGAAAGAAAUAUAAAAUAAAUAAUCAAGUAUACCUACUGAUUGUUGUAACACCUUUUUUGCAUCUUUUGUAAAACGACCAGAAAUACUUAUAGAAAAAAAAAUUUGCAUACAUUACUUUUGUUUCAUUUAUUAUCACAGUAAGGCCUGAUUUACGACGUGCGAAUUCGCAUGCGAUUUUAGUUACAUUGCGGCCUUUUGAGGUUACAUACAAUUUU